Messenger RNA from Lates calcarifer (barramundi perch), 3269 nucleotides. It is a transcript of the gene psmd1, whose product is annotated as proteasome 26S subunit, non-ATPase 1. The record is from RefSeq and is a predicted model, not a curated record. Gene Ontology annotation, cellular component: nucleus; proteasome storage granule; proteasome complex. The transcript has 25 exons. The coding region runs from base 162 to 3047 and encodes 961 amino acids. Gene Ontology annotation, biological process: proteasome-mediated ubiquitin-dependent protein catabolic process; regulation of protein catabolic process. Lineage: Eukaryota; Metazoa; Chordata; Actinopteri; Centropomidae. Gene Ontology annotation, molecular function: enzyme regulator activity.
GGACUUGCGGUAUUGGACAAAAAGAAGUAAGCAGCGGUUGCGCCUGGUUCAUCUGUUUUACAUACUAUAAGUCUGUUAUCUUCUACAUCUCUCCUCUAAACACACGGAAUUCCACCGUCGAACCGGGAUCUUGGGGCUGAGGAGGGAAUAAAGAGCCGAUCAUGAUAACGUCUGCCGCUGGAAUUAUUUCUCUCCUUGAUGAGGAGGAGCCACAGCUCAAGGAGUUUGCUCUACACAAGCUAGACUCCAUUGUUAAUGACUUCUGGGCUGAGAUUUCAGGAUCAGUAGAUAAAAUCGAGGUCCUGUAUGAGGAUGAGACAUUUCGGAGCAGAGAAUUUGCUGCCCUGGUGGCCUCUAAGGUUUUCUACCACCUCGGAGCUUUUGAGGAAUCUCUAAACUAUGCUCUUGGUGCCGGAGAUCUCUUCAAUGUCACAGAUGACUCAGAAUAUGUGGAGACCAUUAUUGCCAAAUGCAUCGACCAUUACACCAAGCUGCGGGUAGAGAAUGCUGAGCUGCCAGAGGAUGAGGAGAAGAAAAGCAUCGACCCCCGCCUUGAGGGCAUUGUCAACAAGAUGUUCCUGCGUUGCCUUGACGAUCACAAGUACAAGCAGGCCAUUGGCAUCGCCCUGGAAACCAGGCGCCUUGACAUGUUUGAGAAGACUAUCUUGGAAUCGAAUGAUGUUAGUGGACUCCUUGCCUACAGCCUGAAGGUGUGCAUGUCCCUGAUGCAGAACAAGAAGUUCCGUAACGAGGUGUUGCGGGUGCUGGUCAAGCUCUACAUGAACUUGGAGAAACCUGAUUUCAUCAAUGUCUGCCAGUGCCUGAUAUUCCUGGAUGACCCGCAGGCUGUGAGUGACAUCCUGGAGAAACUAGUGAAGGAGGACAACUUGCUGAUGGCCUAUCAGAUCUGCUUUGACCUGUAUGAGAGUGCGAGCCAGCAGUUCCUCUCCUCAGUCAUUCAGAACCUGCGGACUGUUGGAACACCCAUUCCUGCAGUCCCUGGCUCCACAAAUACAGGAACUGUGCCCACACCUGACAAAGACAGUGAUGCAAUGGAGACAGAUGACAAGGCUGGCAGCUCCCCCGCUGGAAAACCAGCAGAAACAAAGGAUGAGCCCAAAGACCAGAACGCCAAAAUGAUCAAAAUCCUUAGCGGAGAGAUGGCCAUUGAGCUGCACCUGCAGUUCUUAAUCCGAAAUAACAACACAGAUCUAAUGAUCCUCAAAAACACAAAGGAUGCAGUCCGAAAUUCAGUGUGCCACACAGCCACGGUAAUAGCCAACUCUUUUAUGCACACGGGAACCACAAGUGACCAGUUCCUCAGAGAAAACUUAGAAUGGCUUGCAAGAGCCACCAACUGGGCAAAGUUCACAGCCACAGCAAGUCUGGGUGUCAUCCACAAGGGCCAUGAGAAAGAGGCUCUCCAAUUAAUGGCCACCUACUUGCCCAAAGAUACUUCCCCUGGCUCAGCCUACCAGGAGGGAGGAGGCCUGUACGCUCUGGGACUCAUUCAUGCUAACCAUGGUGGAGACAUUAUUGACUAUCUGCUCAGUCAACUCAAGAACGCCAGCAAUGAUAUUGUCCGUCACGGUGGUGCCCUUGGCCUUGGUUUGGCUGCAUUGGGCACAGCCAGACAGGAUGUUUAUGAUCUCCUCAAGUCCAACCUCUACCAGGAUGAUGCUGUCACAGGUGAAGCUGCAGGCCUGGCUCUGGGCCUGGUCAUGUUGGGGUCCAAGUCAGCCCAGGCUAUUGAGGACAUGGUUGGCUACGCGCAAGAGACACAGCACGAGAAGAUCUUGCGUGGCCUGGCUGUGGGAAUCGCCCUGGUCAUGUAUGGACGUAUGGAGGAGGCCGAUGCCCUGAUUGAAAGCCUUUGCAGAGACAAGGACCCCAUCCUGCGGCGCUCUGGUAUGUACACUGUGGGAAUGGCCUACUGUGGCUCCGGGAACAACAAGGCCAUUCGACGCCUGCUACAUGUCGCUGUGAGUGACGUGAAUGAUGACGUCAGAAGAGCUGCUGUCGAGUCCAUCGGCUUCAUCUUGUUCAGGACCCCAGAGCAGUGUCCCAGCGUGGUGUCACUGUUGUCAGAGAGCUACAACCCUCAUGUUCGCUGUGGGGCUGCCAUGGCUCUGGGCAUCUGCUGCGCUGGGACAGGCAACAAGGAGGCCAUCAACCUGCUGGAGCCUAUGACCAAUGACCCGGUAAAUUAUGUGAGACAGGGAGCCCUCAUUGCCUCUGCCCUCAUCAUGAUCCAACAGACUGAAGUCACCUGUCCCAAGGUGAACCAGUUCAGGCAACUUUAUGCAAAGGUAAUCAACGACAAGCAUGAUGACGUUAUGGCCAAGUUCGGCGCCAUCCUGGCCCAGGGAAUUCUCGACGCAGGUGGACGUAACGUGACCAUCUCUCUGCAGUCCAGGACGGGACACACUCACAUGCCAUCAGUGGUCGGCCUGCUGGUCUUCACCCAGUUCUGGUUCUGGUUCCCCCUCUCCCACUUCCUGUCGUUGGCCUUCACACCAACCGCUAUAAUCGGCCUCAACAAGGACCUCAAGAUGCCCAAGGUGCAGUACCGCUCCAACUGUAAGCCCUCCACCUUUGCCUACCCACCAGCUCUGGAGGUUCCCAAGGAGAAAGAGAAGGAGAAGGUAUCCACUGCUGUUCUCUCCAUCACAGCCAAAGCCAAGAAGAAGGAGAAGGAAAAGAAAGAAAAGGAAGAGGAGAAGAUGGAAGUGGAGGUCCAGGAGGGUGAGAAGGAGAAGAAGGAUGAGGAGAAGGAGAAAGAGAAGAAGAAGGAAGCAGAACCAAACUUCCAGCUUCUGGAGAAUCCGGCCAGAGUGAUGCCAGCACAGCUCAAAGUCCUCACCAUGCCAGAGACCUGCCGUUACCAGCCCUUCAAACCGCUCCAUACAGGCGGGAUUAUCAUCAUGAAAGACACCAGUGAGGAAGAGGAGGAGCUGGUGGAGCCUGUCUCAGCACAUGGCCCCAAAAUCGAGGAGGAAGAGCAGGAGCCAGAACCCCCCGAGCCCUUUGAGUACAUCGACGAGUAAGAAUGUUCUCACAGCGAAGGCACUUGAAGAAGUGAGAUCUCAGCAUGUCGUUCCAGCGUCUCCCCUCUGUGCAUCCAUCUAUCCAUCCACCACCUCCCCGCUUCACUUCCUCUUUUACACGUUUCUUUCCUGCUCUGGCUCCUUGUUUGCCAGACAGGGAAUGUUUUACAUUAUCAAAUUGUAUAAUUUUCUGUCCUUACAAUAAAAAUGGUAUAUAUUGGA